AUGCAUGUGAGAUGUAGUGCACAUAUCAUCAACCUCAUCGUGAAGGAUGGAAUGGCUGACGCAGAUGAGAGUGCAAUGCGGCUGUCAUCAUUUGAGCAGAAGGUAGAUGCUGGCAAACUGACUAGGGGAAGCUUGCCGUUGGAUGUGAGUACUAGGUGGAACUCCACCUAUCUGAUGGUAACCACAGCUAUGAAGUUCAGAGUUGCUUUUGACAAAAUGGAGCAAGAGGAUAAGCUCUACAACGAUUACUUCUUAGAGAUGGAUAAAGGUGUAAAGAGGGUAGGUCCUCCUCUGUUCAAUGAUUGGAAACCAAUUGAAAGGUUAGGCCGGUUCUUAGUCAUCUUCUACAACUCAACUCUUGUUGUUUCUGCCUCAACCUCUCUCAAUGCGUACAAGUGCUACGGGGAAAUUGUAACGAUAGCAGCUAAUCUGAUGGAUUUGAUGAAGAGCAGAGAUCAUCAUCUUAAGAAGAUGGAUCUUGCAACCAUGUGUUUUGAAGAGCUUUAUGGGCCGGACAGCUUGGAAGGCAAAGAAAUGUAUGAUUAUGUGAUCAGUGUGUUGCGCAGCAUGUUCAAGGAGUACAGAGACAGAUAUGGGAAGAGUCAAGAAGAUCAAUCUGAUCACUCUAAGAAGUCUAAGGGUAAAUCAUAUCAGUCUGCUCAACAGGAAGCAUCGGUUCAUAUGGAUUUGGUUGAAGAUGGUUUCGGUUAUAAGAGGAUUGACCGAAGGUAUAAGCAGAAGUUGAAUGCAGGAGUCUGA
Molecule: messenger RNA, 759 nt
Organism: Raphanus sativus (radish)
Lineage: Eukaryota; Viridiplantae; Streptophyta; Magnoliopsida; Brassicales; Brassicaceae
Product: zinc finger BED domain-containing protein RICESLEEPER 3-like
Exons: 3
Coding region: 1-759 (252 amino acids)
Source: RefSeq, a predicted model, not a curated record